Messenger RNA from Ogataea haglerorum, 1236 nucleotides. RefSeq lists its product as uncharacterized. Gene Ontology annotation, molecular function: translation release factor activity. Gene Ontology annotation, biological process: translational termination. The record is from RefSeq and is a predicted model, not a curated record. The transcript has a single exon. The coding region runs from base 1 to 1236 and encodes 411 amino acids. NCBI's taxonomy places the organism in Eukaryota, Fungi, Ascomycota, Pichiomycetes, Pichiales, Pichiaceae.
AUGAAAAGACUCUAUAAUGAUCUUCGUGAAGUGAUUAAUUCGCAUCGUAGGCUGAAAUUCAAAUCCAUUCAUACGUAUGGUUCAACGAGGAAUAUCCAAGAGCAGACUAUUAUACAUCCGCUAUUGCUAAAGCGGGCCGAUGUGCUUAAAACUGAACUCAAACAGAUUGGAGAUAAAAUGUCUUCAAGCGCAGGCUUCACUAUCAGCGAUUCAAAGAAGUUUGCGAGGAUCACACAAGUGGUUGAGUUGUAUGAUCGGUUCGUAAAACAAUCUGCUGAUUUUUCUGGAUUGAAGGAAAUGUUAAGUGAACCAGACCUGGAUGAGAGUUUGAAAGAGGAGGCUGAAAAUGAACUCAAACUGACUCACAAACGAUUGAUGGAGACAUCUAACAUGUUAAAAGCAAAAUUGUUGCCACCAGUCCCAUAUGCGGAUCGUCCUUGCUUAAUAGAGCUCCGUCCAGGGGCAGGCGGACAUGAAGCAAACAUAUUCACAAACGAUCUUUUGGAGAUGUACGUCAGAUUUUGCCAAAUCAACCAUUGGCCGUUCGAAAUUGUGUCUAAAAAUGAGCAUCCUUCAGGGAAAGGGAUUGUGGACGCGACUUUGAUGAUAAAUGAGCAAGGAUCUUUCGAUAGAAUGAGACACGAGGCCGGUGUCCACAGAGUCCAGCGCGUACCAGAGACGGAGAACAAAGGACGAGUUCAUACAUCGGCAGCCGCUGUGAUUGUUUUGCCCAAAAUUGAAGCAGACAAAAGUGACCCUGAGUAUAGAAAGUUCAAAAGCGACGAAUUACGGAUCGACGUAAUGAGAGCUAGGGGCUCAGGAGGUCAACAUGUUAACACAACAGAAUCUGCAGUUCGCAUAACUCAUUUACCAACUGGAAUUUCCGUUCAUAUACAAGAUGAGAGAUCACAGCUGAGGAAUAAGGAAAAAGCAAUGCAAAUCUUGAGGGCCAGACUUGCAGACCUUGAAAUGAGAAAUCGAAUGGCGAGAGAAAGAGAGCAAAGAAACGAACAGGUUUCCUCUGUGGAUAGAAGUGAUAAAAUUAGAACAUAUAACUUUCCUCAAAGCCGUGUUACCGAUCAUCGAUGCAAUUUUACUCUUUAUGAUCUUGAGGGCUGUUUGUCAGGAGAACGUCUAGGUGAACUGAUGGACAAUGUAGCUCGAAAGGAAACGAAUGAUCGUAUAGCUGGAAUCCUUUCUACAAUAGAGACGGACUCCUCACUUAAUUGUAUAUAG